AUGUCUUCCACAGACGUCUGUGAUCUCCCGAAGGGAUUUUGGGAAAUCGGGAAUUAUCGCCACAAUGUCCGUAGAAUCAAAGACGGAGUCGAUCAAUUGGACGACUUUGCGAAGAUGUGUCGCGAGAGAGCGGAUAUUGAAGGGAAAUAUGCAAAAAUGUUACAGGCAUUCAGUCAAAAAUGGAGAAAUCACUUUGAGCAAACGAUGCCGCCUUCCUCGACGAGAACAUCUCUAAUGGAGGUGAUCGGUGAGAGUGACUCGUUGGCAAAUCUGCACGCAAUGGCUAGAGAUCGUCUCAAUGAUGAGAUCGUGAAAACUCUCAGCUUAUUCCGAAAAGAAAACCACCAUCCAUCCGCCUUUCGAGCACCGAAAGAGAUCCGAGAAGUUGAGGAUGCUUUUGAAAAGGCUCAACGCCAAUGGAGAAAGCUUUACGAGAGGACUGAAGUCGCCAAGAAAGCUUACUACACCGCUUGCCGAUCGGAGCGAAGUGCAGCCGUUUUGUUGGCAAAUGCUCAACAAGACACAUCGAUCUCGUUGGAUGGAACGCAGAAAAUGAGAGAUCGUUGUGAAAAGGCGCACGAAGAAGUGUUGAGAACGAAGCAGAACUAUGAGAAGUUCCUUGGCGAGAUCAACACUUACAAAAGCCCUUAUAUGGAAAACAUGUCGUUUGUCUUUGCGAAAUGUCAACAAAUGGAGCUGAAAAGAUUGAAAUUCUUUGUGGAAAUGAUCACCGGUACAGAGCAUGUUCUCGUCGAUCUCAUCAACAACAAUAAAUUCCAACAACUCCAUGAGCAAAUCCAGCAAAGACUGAGAACGACCGAUGAGCGAGCUUUGAAUGAAGAUCUCACCACUUGGUGUCUAGUUUAUGGAAUCGAUGCGCCGACGUGUUGGCCAAAUUUCGAGGAGUACCAUCCAGAAAUGCGAGAGAUUUCUGCGAGAAAGUGCUCAGCAAAGGAUGCUUCUGGUGGAGUGGUCUUGACGAGGCAAGUGAUCAAAGCUGACGAUGAAAUUCUACCAACUGUGGCUCCUCAUCAGUUCCAAAAGCCACAAGAAAAAAGAGGACUUGAGAUUCACCGACCACAACCGGGCAGCAGUCAUGGAAGUGAAAAUGGAAAGCAAGGGAGCAGCAGCGACUCCGAUACCAACACUUUCGAUUCACAGAAGAGCAAUCAGAAGAACCGGAAUAACAACAAUAACAACAAUAAGAACAUAAUCAAUGUGAAUGGCUACAAUGGAAAUGAGGCCAGGAGAUGGGAAUCGUUGCCUCAAAAGCCCGUUACUUCAAUGAUCCAUCCACCACUUCACUCAACGAAUUCGAUGAAUUCCUCUUCUGCUGCUAGCAAUCCACCAUCGUCAAGAACCCCGGAUUCAGAGAAAUUCUCCGAAUUCGAUGAUUAUCAGAAACAGCUCGCAACCGUGCUCUACGAUUACAGUCCGAUUGAGAAUGACGAGAUCGGCUUGAAGAAAGGUGAAACGAUUGAGGUGCUUUCCGAGCCAGACUCUCUCGGUUGGUGCACGGGGAGAAAGGGCGGCUUGACGGGACUCUUCCCGGCUAGCUAUGUUCAAGUUAUG
Mesorhabditis belari is the source of this 1572-nucleotide messenger RNA. NCBI's taxonomy places the organism in Eukaryota, Metazoa, Nematoda, Chromadorea, Rhabditida, Rhabditidae. The record is from the annotation of a GenBank genome assembly.